This is a messenger RNA of Moneuplotes crassus, 896 nucleotides long. Lineage: Eukaryota; Ciliophora; Spirotrichea; Euplotida; Euplotidae. The record is from the annotation of a GenBank genome assembly.
UUUAUAAUAUUUAGUGAUUGGAAAAUUUAAUAUGGGAAAUAGAGGAACAACCGGUCAAGACAAUGACCAAAGCAAACAGUCAGACACUCCAGUUAUUAAGAAUCAUAAUAAUAUUAGGAAGGAGACCAUUAGGCUAACUAAAGUUGAGGAAGAUGAAGGAGAAACUUAUGCUCUAAACUUUACCUUUUCAUGCUCGUAUGAUUGUGUGCUGACUAUAUAUCUUUGAUCAACAGAAUAUCGGUCGAGUGAUAAGUCAGGACCUCCUGUUUAUUUCCAUACUCCUGAUUAUGUCCCAGAAAAACCAGUGAGUUAUAAAUUUUCUAAGGGAAUCAGGCAGAAAUUCCCUGAAAAUGAAUAUAUCAUUGAUUUUUCAAAGUUCAAAGAAGAGGAUAUUACGAGUUAUAAGGAAGACGAAUAUUACCCAAUUGUGAUGACUAUAGAGACUGACUAUCCCCCACCUGUAAAGGACAACUUAAAGACUUAUCAUAAGAAUAAGCGUCAAGCUCAGAUUACCUAUGGUUAUUUCGCUAAAAUCACGAAUGGAAAGUACCAGUUCAGAUUCAACAAACAAUGCUUCCUUUUCCGGAACAAAUUGUUCAAAAUGGAAGAUAUUUACGGUCAUGAGAAGCAAGAAGAAGAUGGCAAAAAUGAGUUUGAUGAAUCUCAAAAAGAAUGAGUAGUAUGAUACUCAAACAUCAAAGAUACCAUUGUUUACCCAUGCAAGCAUAUUUGUCUUUGCUCACAAUGUACUCAGAUAGUAAGAAUGCAAAAUUCAAAAUGCCCAAUAUGUAGAAGACAGGCUGAGAAAUUCAUCUGUAUUCAGAUAGAGAAUGCUACUCCCGAUGGAAAUAGGAAUAACUCAGAUGAAAACUCAGCUCCCAUAUAAGCUAUUUCUG